Molecule: messenger RNA, 1348 nt
Organism: Selaginella moellendorffii
Lineage: Eukaryota; Viridiplantae; Streptophyta; Lycopodiopsida; Selaginellales; Selaginellaceae
Exons: 4
Coding region: 269-1222 (317 amino acids)
Source: RefSeq, a predicted model, not a curated record
GGAGUGCGAUGGGAGUUUGACGGUGCGAAUCUUGCGGUUCCUAACACUGUCUCGGCGGAGGAGCUGAACAAGGAGCAUGGCGACGCACUCUUGCGCCCUCACGCGACGUGUAUGUUUGUGCACUUCCUGCAAGCCAGCGCGACGCUCUUGAGAAACUGGCCCGGGGUAUGCCCCCGUUUGAUCCAUCACUGCCAAUAUCUCGGAUAACCUCUUCACAUGGCUCACCACCGUCGUCCCUUGGGACGAUCCUCUACUGUUGAAAUCAGGAAUGGAUGGAAGGGCUGCUCACAGCGAUUCAAAACGCCGGGGACUCGUCUUGGCCGUGCUUGAGUAUGCAUCUCCAACCACAGUACGUCCAAAAGUUGACUACCCACUGAGUGUCAAGGAGGCGCUACAGGUGGCCUGGGAUCGCCCUUACCAGGAUCCUUGCAAAGUGUUGGACUACGUUGCAGAGGUUAUCAAUGGCUUGUUUGACGAGUGGCACAACGAUAUGGGGCAGCUUGCAGCAUGGACGAUGGUGCUGCAGAGCUCUGGGUGGGGAAAGUCAAGAACCAUGCGAGAGCUGGCCACCAAGGGCUUCUACGUAGUGUACGUCUCCUUUCUCAAGAUCGGGUCUACAGGCAUCCCGGAUCGAAGUGCUGUGGCGCAGCAGCUGAUUAGUAGCAAAAUGAGCAACGAUCCACACGCCGUGGCAGCAUGGGUUCUCGCCAUUUUAACUCAGAUCAAAGAGAAAUCUCCGGAGGAGUGGAUGAAGGAGCAGUCGGAGCCACACUUUGGCGAACCCGUGGCUAAAAGCUACCUUAAACUCCGUGGGGAGGUGCUGGAGGAGGUGCGUGUGUCCAAGCCGGGUCCAGGACAGGACUGGGAUGGUGUGAAGCUAACUCACUGGAUCCGGAAGACGGCCAACAAGACUUUCGUACCGGAUAAGAAGAUCAUUGUCUGCAUGGACAAGGUGUCUUCAUGGUUUGGACAGGUAGCCGGUUCAUUCCUGACCUGCAGGAGGUUUUUUUCGUGCAUUCCGCGCAACUUAAAGGUGUUCGGACUGGUAGCAGAUACUGCCGGAAAGCUCGGCCUCGUCAUCCCUCCGCAAAUGCAAGAGCGCAGCUCCUCUUCGACCAGGUUCUUUGAGCCGAUCUGGGUGGUGGGGAGCUUGUGGUGGGACUUCGAGCAGGCAAAGAAGCUAAUGUCCUUGCAGCUGAAGAAAGGAUCCGACCAACCGUGACUGGGUCUUCACCGCGGACACGUUCAAGCCUAGGAAUGGUUGGUUGUGCUAGCCUCAAGCCUACAGUAGCAGCAAUAGCAGCUGGAAAGGAUAUUGCUCUAGCCAACAAGGAAAAUCUCCCGCAGG